This is a messenger RNA of Cydia amplana, 3655 nucleotides long. RefSeq names its product protein phosphatase Slingshot (gene ssh). Lineage: Eukaryota; Metazoa; Arthropoda; Insecta; Lepidoptera; Tortricidae. The transcript has 8 exons. The coding region runs from base 281 to 3148 and encodes 955 amino acids. The record is from RefSeq and is a predicted model, not a curated record. Gene Ontology annotation, molecular function: protein tyrosine/serine/threonine phosphatase activity; actin binding. Gene Ontology annotation, biological process: protein dephosphorylation; actin cytoskeleton organization; negative regulation of actin filament polymerization. Gene Ontology annotation, cellular component: cytoplasm.
UGUAUCACGGAUAUUGCAGAAGGAAGUUAGUUCUUAUUUUCAACAUCGUAUAGUUAAAUGACUCCUUGUCCUGCGCUAGACAAUAGAACAAAAUGUGCUGAAACAAGUCUCUUCUUUCCGUUGUGUUAAUUUGUCAAGUGUAUGUGCAAAAUGUGACACAUGUUUGGUUGUUUUAACAUUUAGUGAUUCAAGUAAAGAUUACUAAAAUUACGAGAUGUAAUUUACCUUUUAUGUACAUGAUUGUGUUACUCUGAUAAUGAUUCGUUAGCACUAAUGUGCUAUGGCACUUGUUACGAUUCGACGUUCUUCGAGUAUACAAACACCAAGAAAAACGGAUGAGGCAGCCAGGUCAAGCGAAAGCCUUGAGGACGAUGUCGGAAACCGUGUCAGCAAGAGCCUCAAUGAGUGCUACUUCGCGAACAAGGGCGCGGCGCUGGUGCUCGCGGGCUGCGAGCGGCGGCGGUCGCCGGCGCACGCGCUCGCGCCGCCGCCGCAGCCACAGCCCGACAUCCAGCACCACCUGCAGGCCAUGUUUUACCUGCUGCGGCCUGAGGAGACGCUCAAAAUGGCGGUGAAGUUGGAGUCGGCGCACGGCGGUCGCACGCGGUACUUGGUGGUGGUGUGCCACAACGACGAGGCCGCGCUGCUGGGCAUCGACUGCAACGCGCGCACCACCGUCGGCCUCGUGCUGCGAGUGCUCGCCGACACGUCGAUCAAGCUGGACGGAGAUGGGGGCUUCAGCGUUUGUGUGUGUAAUCAACAGCACAUAUUCAAGCCGGUGUCUGUGCAGGCCAUGUGGUCAGCGCUGCAGACGCUGCACCGCGCCAGCGGGCGAGCGCGGGCGCUCAACCACUUCGCGGGCGGCGUCUCGCACGCGUGGUGCGCGCACUAUGAGGCCCGCGUGGACUCCGACCGCUCCUGCCUCAACGAGUGGCAUGCCAUGGACUGCAUCGAGUCCCGCCGACCACCUUCGCCAGAUUCGCUGCGGCUGAAGCCACGCGAGCGCGACGAAACGGAACGCGUGAUCCGAUGCACCCUCAAAGAAAUCAUGAUGAGCGUGGAUCUAGACGAGGUGACGAGCAAAUCCAUCCGAGUACGGCUCGAGGACGAGCUGGACAUGGACCUGGCCGAGUACAAGUCGUUCAUCGACCACGAGAUGCUGACGAUCCUGGGCCAGAUGGACGCGCCCACAGAGAUCUUCGACCACGUGUACCUCGGCUCCGAGUGGAACGCGAGCAACUUGGAGGAAUUGCAGAGAAAUGGAGUAAGACACAUAUUGAAUGUGACUCGAGAGAUAGAUAAUUUUUUCCCCGGUGUGUUCGAUUACCUAAAUAUAAGAGUGUACGACGACGAAAAGACUGACCUACUGAAACACUGGGACAACACAUUCAAAUACAUAAACAAAGCCAGGAACGAAGGUUCAAAAGUAUUAGUCCAUUGCAAAAUGGGCAUCAGCAGAUCCGCGUCCGUCGUGAUCGCGUACGCCAUGAAGGCGUACAACUGGAACUUCGACAAGGCUCUCAAGCACGUCAAGGCGAAGCGGGGCUGCAUCAAACCCAACACCAACUUCCUCAACCAGCUGGAAACCUACCAGGGCAUACUCGACGCCAUGAAGAACAAGGAGAAGCUGCAGAGGUCCAAGUCGGAAACUAAUCUCAAGUCGCCAAAGUAUAUUUCGAAGAGCGAGAACAAAGUGACGGAUCCGACGCCGCUGGUGCUGGCGCUGACGGGCUCGUACUCGGGCCGACCGCGGUCCUGGUCGCCCGACACCAAGCUGGCCUCCGAGCUGCUGCCUCCCACCUCCGUCUCCCUCGAGAACCUCGCCCGCGAGACGCGGCACAUGCUCAUGCCCUACGGCGACGGCUCCUACAGCGUCUCGCCCAACCAGAUCAUCCGCCUCAAGGAGGAGGGCGCGCCCUCGGUCAAACACAUCGUGCACGAGAUCGAGACCGCCGCCUCCGGCGACCGGCGCGAGAACAAGAGGUACCAGCGGCUAAACUUCGCCACCGGCGAGUCCUCCACCAACAGAUCCUCGGACGCGUCCGCCGAGCCGCCGGGCAAACCCCCGCAGGUGUCCCCCCUGCGAAACUUAGGUCACAAAUACCCUCCCUCGAAUCUAGAUUCUGAAAAAAUACACACGUGGGACCCCGGGGAGCCCGCCUGGCAGAAGCCCGAGGAGAACGUGAACGAUAAUAUAGUGAAAAGUGACAGUGGUAUCGUAGACGUGAAGACGAAACUGAGUGACGUUUUAUCUAAUUUAGUCGACCGGAACGACUGCGACGAGAGGGCCGCCGACGAGGAGGUCCCGCCGAGCCGGCAGAGCUCGUGGAGCUCGUUCGACAGCGCCGUCGUGCCCGACCUGUCGCGCCACUCGUCCUGGGGCUCGUACGACACGCGGCCGCGCGACAAGCGGCCCAAGGACGAGCCCGCGCUCGCGCCCGCCGCCAAGCCCGACCUCGGCAGCAUCCGCGAGCACGCCGAGCCGCGCCGCCGCGCCGACGUCUCCGACAACGAACGCAAGUUCAACGAAACCUGUGCCAUACUGAAGGAGUUCGUGACGGCGGCGGCGCGCAUGCAGCGCGGCGCCUCCACGUGGAGCGGCCGCCUGUCCGCGUCCGCGCCGGCCGACACGUGGCUGCGCUCGGGGCCGCGCCGGCGCCGCCUGGCCGCCGCCUCGUACGGCGACCUGCCGCGCGCCGCCGCGCCGCAGCCGCAGGGCCUCGUCAGCAACCUCAAGAAGGAGUUCGAGGCGCGCUCCAAGUCGCGGACGCGCGACGGGCGGGAGCGGGUGCCGAGCUCGCCGCCGGCCGGCGAGGACGUGUCGGUGCGGGUGCUGGUGGACCGCUGGGACCGGCCGAGCCGGGCGCGCUGCGAGUCGGCGUCGGAGCCGCGGCGGCCGCCGACGCUGCGCAACUCGUUCUGCGGCGCGCUGCGCGGCUCGAGCGCGGGUGCGGAGCGGCCGCCGAUCGCGCCCACGGUGCUGUCGAUCCCGCCGCUCGACUACUCCGAUGUGGUGGUAUCGACUGUGAUGUCGAAAGCUCAAAACAAAAAACAGUUGCAACACGGGAAGACCCACCCGUUGACGAGGCUCAACUUGAAUCGGUCGAAUAACAAUAGAUGUUCAAAUCCUGUAUAUAAUACUAUGUAGAAGUAUUUAUGUUUUUUUUUAUUUAUUAUGUUAUGAAUGUAGACCGGUGAUUUGGGUGCGCGAAUGGUCCGACGGAAUUCAUUUUAAUGAUGUCGUAAAGAAUUUGUCUACAAAUUGUUUCGAUGUAUAUUUAUUAUAGUAUGUUUUAGGCCGCUUGUAUUUGUAAUGUUUACAAUGUACGCUACAGGAAAUGACCAAGUGUUUUGACAUCCGUUUACGUUAAGAUAAUAAGGAAAACCGCCGACCGGCCCGUUUUAGAGGCACAACAUUAAGCGUGUACGCUUUGCGCUUCGGCGGCCGCCGGGCCAUUGGUGCGCCAGCGCAACCGAUCUAGUCGUAUAUUAUGAAUUCUUGCCAAACUCGAUAUUUUAUCUUUGUAGAGUUUUAUAUACUGUUUACAAAAUGAAAUCACAGUGUAUUUGUCUAUCACGUAAAAUUAAGCGGCUGUUUGUGCGUAGAAAAAUGUUAAAAGAGAGAAUAAAUUCAAUACAACUGAUGUACAACUUU